ACUUAAAAAAAGGAACACUAACUAACGAAGAGCGCAGACAGAUUAAUAUAUUCGCUUUAAAAGUAUGACACGAUAAAUGUUUUGGGCGAAAUAAUUCGAUUUUAAUUUAAUCGAAUUGAAUUUACCGAUACACAGACAUGUAUGAAGAAUGCAUUUCUUCAGAAUACACAGCUAUCACUCUGCCAAAACCGGACUGUGUGUACACGAGCUGUUACUGUGAAGAGAAUGUGUGGAAAUUGUGUGAAUAUAUCAAGGCUCAGGAGGUGUGUCCAUUGGACCAAGUGCAUGUAGUCUUCAUAUCGAAUGAAAAUAAAACGAUCCCUAUUUGGAAGCAGAAAUCCAGCAGAGGGAGUGAACCAGUGAUAUGGGAUUAUCAUGUCAUAUUACUGCACGUGAACCCACAAGCACAGAGUUUUGUGUAUGACCUGGACACCACCCUCCCCUUCCCGUGUCCUUCAGACAUGUACUUAAGGGAAGCAUUUCGAUCUGAUAACUCAAUAAAACCACAAUUUCGAAGGAAGAUGCGAGUCAUACCAGCUGUCACCUACUUAAAGAAGUUCGCUUCAGAUAGAUCUCACAUGAAGCAUUCUAACGGGACAUGGCGUAUGCCCCCACCACCUUAUCCUUGCAUAGAAACAACAGAGUCCAAAAUGAACCUGGAUGACUUCAUCAGCAUGGACACCAGUGUGGGAUUAGGAAAAGUCUAUAAGCUUCCUGAAUUUGUGCAACACUUUGGAGCUAAAUGAUGCAUUUUGGACAUCAGAAAAUAAACCAUAUUAAAGUUGUACUGAAAUGUAGAAGACGAGUUAGGAUUGUUGAAGUGCAGGAUAAUAAUCAGUGAAAUCAAUGCAUGAACAUUUUGGAUUCUGCCUCUACCCCAAUAGAGGGUAUUGCUCGAGUGGAAAUAAUUUUCUUACUGUAUACGGUUUCAUUAAAUCGAAGAAAAACGUCCUUGAAGCCACUGGAGACUAUUUUUUGUCAUGAAAUGUAUUAUUUUGUAAUCGUUAAUUCUAAUUUAUAUUCUUUAAGUUAAAUUGCUCAUUUUUAAAUUUGCUUUUGUUGCAGCCAGGUCUAUUAGUGAAGAAAGUGCUGCAUACUGCUGUUUUUGUUAUUGUAGGUUACCAUUAAGAGCCAUUUAUCUUCACAAUAGCUGUAAUUGUUUUGUAAAUGGUUUGUCACCUACUGCAUUUUUCCUGAAGCAAAGCAGCAAUACAGUCGUUUUAGUCGAUUUAUUGAUGGUCUGUUCUGGUACAAAGGAGAGGAGUAGAUAUACAAAUAAUAAAAAUGCUGUUACUCAGAAUUAUAGAGACAAUGGCUGGAAAAAAAACAGCACGUUUGUAUAGCUGCAUUUAAUUAUGCAAUCGCUGCAAGAUAAUCCUUCACUUCAGCAGGUGAAAGUCUGCGAAAUCCAGCUUCAUUACAGAUGCCCACUUCAAUGUUAUCUUCUGUCAUCUGUCCUUCAAAACUUUCCUGUAGAAACAGACAUGAGAGAAUAAAUGGUUUGAUAUUACAAAUAAAAGGACCAAAAUUUUAA
Molecule: messenger RNA, 1534 nt
Organism: Tachysurus vachellii
Lineage: Eukaryota; Metazoa; Chordata; Actinopteri; Siluriformes; Bagridae
Gene: ntaq1
Product: N-terminal glutamine amidase 1
Exons: 6
Coding region: 138-746 (202 amino acids)
Cellular component (GO): cytosol; nucleus
Molecular function (GO): protein-N-terminal glutamine amidohydrolase activity; protein-N-terminal asparagine amidohydrolase activity
Source: RefSeq, a predicted model, not a curated record